Scomber japonicus (chub mackerel) is the source of this 1329-nucleotide messenger RNA. Its product is annotated as tripartite motif-containing protein 16-like. The coding region runs from base 1 to 1323 and encodes 440 amino acids. Gene Ontology annotation, molecular function: protein binding. The record is from RefSeq and is a predicted model, not a curated record. The transcript has 2 exons. NCBI's taxonomy places the organism in Eukaryota, Metazoa, Chordata, Actinopteri, Scombriformes, Scombridae.
AUGGCGCAGCAAGGAGCUCAGCUGGACCAUGAAAAAUUCUGCUGUUCGACCUGUUUGGAUCUACUGAAGGAUCCGGUAACUAUUCCCUGUGGACACAGCUACUGCAUGAGCUGUAUUAACAACUUCUGGGAUGGAGAGGAUGAGAAGAAGAUCUAUAGCUGCCCUCAGUGCAGACAGACAUUCACACCAAGGCCUGUCCUGAUGAAAAACACCAUGUUAGCAGAUUUAGUGGAGGACCUGAAGAAGACUGAACUCCAAGCUGCUGCUGCUGCUGCUGCUCCUGCUGAUCUCUGCUAUGCUGGACCUGAAGAUGUGGCCUGUGAUUUCUGCACUGGGAGGAAACUGAAAGCCAUCAAGUCCUGUCUGAACUGCCCGGCCUCUUACUGUGAGAAACAUCUCCAACCACACCAUGAUGAAACUAUAGUGAGUGAAGUUGAAGAGCUUCAGGUGGAGCUGCAGCAGAAGAUCACUGAGCUGAAGAAGAAAUACACUGAACUGGAGCAACUCUCACACACAGAGGAUCACACUCAGUUUCUACGAAAUUACACACCACUAUCACUUCCUGUUUUAUCACCUAUCCCAAUUUUGGACUUUUGUACUUCAGUACCCUUAGCGGAUGUGGAAGAGGCUGUGUCGGAGGUCAGAUAUGCACUGCAGGACAUUCUGUACAAGACAUGGACUAAGGGAUCUCUGAUGGUACGUGUAGUCGAUGUUUUUACAAAAUCAAGCCAAGAAGUAGAACCGAAGACCAGAGCUGAAUUCUUACAAUACUCACACCAGAUCACACUUGAUCCAAACACAGCACACAACAAUCUGUUACUGUCAGAGGGGAACAGAGCAGCAACAAAAACAAGAAAAGUACAGCCGUAUUCAAGUCACCCAAACAGGUUCAUAUAUUGUUGGCAGGUCCUGAGUAGAGAGAGUCUGACUGGACGUUGUUACUGGGAGGUGGAGAGGCGUGGGAGAUGUGCAGUAGCUGUGACAUACAAAGAUAUGAUCUUUCAACUUAUGGUCGGAACAAGAACUGGUAUUACAAAUCAAAGUCCAUUUGGAGGCAACGACCAGUCCUGGGCAUUGGAUUGUUGCCAAAGUAUGCAUCUAUUCAGACAUAGUGAUAACUUGACAGUCAUCCCAGGUCCUGGUUCCUCCAGAGUAGGAGUGUACCUGGAUCACAAAGCAGGUAUUCUGUCCUUCUACAGCGUCUCUGAAACCAUGACUCUCCUCCACAGAAUCCAGACUAGAUUCACUCAGCCUCUCUAUGCUGGAUUGCGGUUUUACGAUUAUCCUUUUACAUCCUAUGCUGAGUUUUGUAAAGUAGAUUAAAGAGGU